Molecule: messenger RNA, 1944 nt
Organism: Chaetomium fimeti
Lineage: Eukaryota; Fungi; Ascomycota; Sordariomycetes; Sordariales; Chaetomiaceae
Product: phosphatidic acid phosphatase type 2/haloperoxidase
Exons: 2
Coding region: 390-1718 (442 amino acids)
Biological process (GO): phospholipid metabolic process
Molecular function (GO): phosphatidate phosphatase activity
Source: RefSeq, a predicted model, not a curated record
GACGUCAGUUUAGGGAGGCAAAGCUUGUCGAAGAGCUCAGUUACACGGAAGAGCAGCCACAAACGGCACGCGGGCAUGGAGGCUACCUAUGAUGGCAUUGAAUCGCCUAGGGUUUCCGUGGCCACCAGCCGGCAAAGCAGGUUCUUGAGGCGGGAUAAUCGUGUUGCAACAGCUUCAAAUGCUCCAAGUUCCAGUUGACCUUUGGGUCCGGAUCAAGAGGUCGAUACCCCUUUUCCCUCUAACCAACGCCGACCUCUCACCUUGAUCGCACCUUUCCGUCACUCUCCUCAUCGGUGAGUGACUCUGGACUGCAACUCCCCCCUAUCCUGCCAAGGGAGCAACAGGGCACUUCGGCGGCCACCACAACUUGACGAUACACCCCGUUCACAAUGCUGCCCUUCCACCGGCGGGAAGUCCGUCACGACCUAGCACCGGCGCCGGGUCCAACCGACAAGACUCUCAGCUAUGCAACUAUUCGGAAGAAUUUGGUACCGUUUGUGAUCGACUGGAUCAAGGUCUCGUGGCGAGACAUCCUCACCAUGGCCGCCUUGGGCGCAGCCACCCUUGGUAUCUACAGUGCCCCCUACGCUGCCACCCGAAACUUUCCCAUAACCUUCGACGAGUCAGGUGAUAUCGUCUACCCCCAGUUUGCCUACCCCAACCGCGGCUGGAUCAUCUCCCCAUCCCUCUCCGGCGUCAUCUGCACCGUGAUCCCCAUCGGCAUCAUGGCCCUCGCCCAACUCCGCAUCCGCUCCUUCUGGGAUUUCAACAACGCCGUGCUCGGCCUCCUAUACUCGCUCAUCCUAGCCUCCCUUUUCCAAGUCAUCAUCAAGGUCCUCAUCGGCGGCUUCCGCCCCAUCUUCCUCGACGUCUGCCAACCCGACCCCUCCCUCGCCCGCGCCCGCAACACCACGGGGCUCAACGGCGUCGGCUUCCAAAGCGUCAUGUACACAGUCGAAGUCUGCACCAACCCCGACAAAGACGCCAUCAAGAACGCCAUCACCUCCUUCCCGUCCGGCCACGCCACCACCGCCUUCGCCGCCUACAUCUUCCUCUUCCUCUGGAUGAACGCCAAGCUCAAAGUCUGGGCCAACUUCCACGCCAGCUUCUACUGGCUCGCCGCCCUGCUCGCCCCCUUGCUCGGCGCCACCCUCAUGGCCGCCUGCCUGACGGUCGACCAGGCGCACAACUGGUACGACGUCUGCGCGGGCGUCGUCGUCGGCACCCUCGUCGCCUUCAUGGUCUACCGCGUCAGCUACGCUGCCGUGUGGGAUUGGCGCUUUAAUCAUGUUCCGCUGCGCCACCGCGUUGUGUUUGACUAUGCUGCUGCUGCCGCCGCCGCUGCUGCCGCCGGUGCCGGUGAGGGACUGGGGUCGGGUGUGAUGGAGAGGGCCGUGUUUGUGCGGAAGCUGGGGUGGGGCCGCAGGCGGAGGCGGAGGGCUGGUGCGCGUCGUGGUGGUGUGGUGGGAAGGGAGAAGCAGACGGUGCCGGGAAGCGAGGCUAGUAGUGCCGCGCCGUAUGGGAGCCCUGGGAGUGCGGGUGUGGAGGCGCCGGUUGCACACGGGGUGUCUGAUGGUUAUGGGGUGCAUAGUGGCGGGCAGGCGGUGCCCAAUGGGGAUGGGAUGGCGCCACACGGGCCGUCGGUGGCCUACCCCGACCCGGCUACUGUGAGGUCUAACGGAGGGCAAUAUUAUGGCAGAGGAGAGGAGAUGGUUUAAUGGUUUCCAUACUACUUCCCAUGUACUCCCUUUUCAUAAUCCCUGUUCUGAUAUUAGCUGAAGAUACCUCAAACGUUUCGUUUUCCGGAGAAGCCAUCCUUCACUCAUUCCAGCUCGUAACUGGAGGGUGCCUGCGUGACUCGGAUAAUUGCGCAGUUGGCUCGCACGCGCGUUUUUUUAUCUGAAAAGAACGGCGGGGUCCGGGUCAGCUCAGCGGGGAGGGGGG